AAGCAGACAAGCUUCUUUUACACUUUUUAUGGGGUCUCUCAACUGCUAAUUAAGGAGCCCAACAUUUUCCUUUUCUCUCAUCUCUACACUAAGCAUAUAAACAGCAAGAGAAGUCUCCACACACAUUGAUAGUGUCAGUGUCUGUAAGAGAUUGAAGCAGAGAUGAAGCAUUUUGCUUUACUGUUUCUUUUGUCUAUUUUGGUCCAUCAUGUCAGUGUGAAAGCUAAGGAUGAUUUUGUCAGAACCAGAGGCAUCCACUUCAUGUUGAAUGGAAGCCCUUACUAUGCAAAUGGCUUCAAUGCUUACUGGUUAAUGUACACAGCUUCUGACCCAUCUCAGAGAUACAAAGUUUCAGCUGCUUUCCGUGAAGCAACAAGUCAUGGCCUCACUGUUGCUAGAACUUGGGCUUUCAGUGAUGGUGGUUAUAGACCUCUACAGUAUGCUCCUGGCUUCUAUAAUGAGCAAAUGUUUAAGGGGUUAGACUUUGUUAUAUCUGAGGCCAGAAGGCAUGGGAUUAAGCUCAUAUUGAGCUUGGUGAACAACUAUGAUAGCUUUGGAGGGAAGAAGCAGUAUGUGAACUGGGCUAGAAGUAAAGGGCAGUACCUUACAUCAGAUGAUGAUUUCUUCAGGAAUCCUGUUGUCAAGGGUUUCUACAUAAACCAUGUCAAGACUGUGCUUAACAGAUACAACAGUUUCACUGGAAUUCAUUACAAAGAUGAUCCAACUAUCAUGGCCUGGGAGCUUAUGAAUGAACCUAGAUGCACAUCAGAUUCUUCAGGGAGAACUAUUCAGGCUUGGAUCACGGAAAUGGCUUCUUUUGUGAAGUCCAUAGACAGGAAACAUUUAUUGGAGGCAGGGCUUGAAGGGUUUUAUGGACAAUCAACACCACAAAGAAAGCAAAUGAAUCCUGGUUUUGAUAUAGGGACAGACUUCAUUGCAAACAACCGAGUCCCUGGCAUUGAUUUUGCAACUGUUCACUGCUAUCCCGACCAAUGGGUAUCCAGCUCAAAUGAUCAAAAUCAACUUUCAUUCUUGAACAACUGGCUUAGCGCUCACUUCCUAGACGCACAAUAUAUGCUCCGGAAGCCAAUUCUGGUAGCAGAAUUUGGGAAGUCAUUCAAGGAUUCAGGUUACAGCAACUACCAGAGGGAUGAGCUCUUCAAUUCUGUGUACUACAAGAUAUACUUCUCUGCCAAAAGAGGCGGCGCAGCAGGGGGAGCUAUGUUCUGGCAGCUUCUGACGGAAGGCAUGGAGUCUUUCGACGAUGGGUAUGGAAUAAAGCUCGGUGAGAGUUCCUCUACUGCGAACGUGAUUGCUCAGCAGUCUCACAAGCUGUACAUGAUUCGAAAGAUCUAUGGGAGGCUCGCCAAUGUGCGGCGGUGGAAGAGGGCCAGAAGCAGAGGAUUUUCGCGCUCUGGAGGAAACAGAGGUGGGCAAAUUGGGAACUGAUGAUGGAAUUGUAUCCACCACAUGCAGUUCGAGUUAAUCUUGUUUGUGCUGGGAAGAUUUUCGUAGAUCGGUUUCUCUCUUUGAGAUGAAUCAGAAUGUUUUUCCAUCCAGGAGGGUAACUAAGUUAUGUAGAAGUGUGUUCAUACUUUCAGCUUCUCCCUUGUUUAACUGGGAUAAAAAGCUGCUCCUUAGUUUUUCAUUGUCAUGUACUAGUUUGUUUUGCGAAAUCAUCAACAAAUGUAAGUGUGCUGUUGUUUUUA
This is a messenger RNA of Lotus japonicus, 1709 nucleotides long. Its product is annotated as mannan endo-1,4-beta-mannosidase 7. Bases 163 to 1449 code for a protein of 428 amino acids. The record is from RefSeq and is a predicted model, not a curated record. Gene Ontology annotation, molecular function: hydrolase activity, hydrolyzing O-glycosyl compounds. Lineage: Eukaryota; Viridiplantae; Streptophyta; Magnoliopsida; Fabales; Fabaceae. The transcript has 5 exons.